Molecule: messenger RNA, 2546 nt
Organism: Cervus elaphus (red deer)
Lineage: Eukaryota; Metazoa; Chordata; Mammalia; Artiodactyla; Cervidae
Gene: FRZB
Product: frizzled related protein
Exons: 7
Coding region: 436-1413 (325 amino acids)
Biological process (GO): non-canonical Wnt signaling pathway; canonical Wnt signaling pathway
Cellular component (GO): cytoplasm
Molecular function (GO): Wnt-protein binding
Source: RefSeq, a predicted model, not a curated record
CCUGUUUUCUGACACUUGGACAUUUUUCAAGGGACGUUGCUUAAGUCUUCCCCCCCAGGUCUUCCUGCAGAGCCGGUAAUCACAGAGGCGAGGCUCGAAGUUGCUUAAAGAAAAUACCUCCAGGGAGCGUGGGGCUCGGUCGGACGCUUCUGCCAGAGGGAGCGAGGAAUUAAAUAGAUGCCGCGGCCCCAGAAGGCUUAGACGUCGGGAAAGAGCAGCCGGAGAGGCCGGAGCGGCAGGGGCGGCGGCGGCUGGCGCUCGGCGCAGCUUUUGGGACCCCAUUGGGGGAAUUUGAUCCAGGGAAACUGUGAGAUUGCCGGGGGAGGAGAAGCUCUCAUAUCAUUGUGUCCACUUCCAGGGGGGGAGGAGGAGACGGCGGAGCGGGCCUCUCGGCGUUCUCCGCACUGCUGCACCCUGCCCCAUCCUGCCGAGAUCAUGGUCUCCGGCAGCCGGGGCGGGAUGCUGCCGCUGCCGGCCGGGCUACUCGCCCUGGCUGCGCUCUGCCUGCUCCGCGCGCCCGGAGCUCGGGCGGCCGCCUGUGAGCCGGUCCGCAUCCCCCUGUGCAAGUCCUUGCCCUGGAACAUGACUAAGAUGCCCAACCACCUGCACCACAGCACCCAGGCCAACGCCAUCCUGGCCAUCGAGCAGUUCGAGGGUCUGCUGGGCACCCACUGCAGCCCGGAUCUGCUCUUCUUCCUCUGUGCUAUGUACGCGCCCAUCUGCACCAUUGACUUCCAGCACGAGCCCAUCAAGCCCUGCAAGUCUGUGUGCGAGCGGGCCCGGCAGGGCUGCGAGCCCAUCCUCAUCAAGUACCGCCACUCGUGGCCGGAAAGCCUGGCCUGCGAGGAGCUGCCCGUUUAUGACCGCGGCGUGUGCAUCUCUCCGGAGGCCAUCGUCACUGCCGACGGAGCCGAUUUUCCUAUGGAUUCUAGUAAUGGAAACUGUAGAGGAGCAAGCAGUGAACGCUGCAAAUGUAAACCAGUCAGAGCUACACAGAAGACCUAUUUCCGAAACAAUUACAACUACGUCAUUCGGGCUAAAGUUAAAGAAGUAAAGACUAAGUGCCAUGAUGUGACUGCAGUCGUGGAGGUGAAGGAGAUUUUAAAGGCGUCUCUGGUAAACAUUCCAAGGGAAACUGUGAACCUUUAUACCAGCUCUGGCUGCCUGUGUCCGCCACUUAACGUUAAUGAGGAGUAUCUCAUCAUGGGCUAUGAAGAUGAAGAGCGCUCCAGAUUACUGUUGGUGGAAGGUUCUAUUGCUGAGAAAUGGAAGGAUCGACUUGGUAAAAAAGUUAAGCGCUGGGAUAUGAAGCUCCGUCAUCUUGGACUGAAUAAAAGUGAUUCUAGCCAUAGUGAUUCCACUCAGAGUCAGAAGCCUGGCAGGAACUCUAACUCCCGGCAAGCGCGCACCUAAAUCCUGAAGUGCAGAAACUCCUCAGUGGACUUCCUAUUAAGACUUGCAUUGCUGGACUAGCAAAGGAAAAUUGCACUAUUGCACGUCAUAGUCUAUUUUUUAACCACAAAAAUCAGGUGGUAACUGAUAUUACUUCUAUUUUUUCUUUUGUUUUCUGCUUUUCUCCUUCCCCCAUUCCCUUUUAUGUGGUCUGAGUACAGAUCCUUAAAUAUAUUAUAUGUAUUCUAUUUCACUAAUCAUGGGAAAACUGUUCUUUGCAAUAAUAAUAAAUUAAACAUGUUGAUACCAGGGCCUCUUUGCUGGAGUAAAUGUUAAUUUGCUGUUCUGCACCCAGAUUGGGAAUGCAAUAUUGGAUGCAAAGAGAGAUUUCUGGUAUACAGAGAAAGAUAGAUAGGCUGUAAAGCAUACUUUGCUGAUCUAAUUACAGCCUCAUUUUUGCAUGCUUUUUGGCAUUCUCAUCACGCUUAGAAAGUUCUAAAUGUUUAUAAAGGUAAAACGGCAGUUUGAAAUCAAAUGCCAACAGGCAAAGCAAUCAAGCUCCAGGAAGCAUUUAUGAGGAAAUGACACAUGAGAUGAAUUAUUUGCAAGAUUGGCAGGAAGCAAAAUAAAUAGCUUUAGGAGCUGGGGAUAGAGUAUUUUGCCUGACUGAGAAGCACAACUGAAACUAGUAGUUGUUGGGAUGUUAGCAGCAGCAUUUUUCUUUUGGCAAUACAUUUGAUUUGUUUGUGAAUAUAUUAAUCAGCAUUAGAGCAAUGGAUUGUAACCAGACAUCAGCUGUUAUCAGCAUAGCUCUGUUUAAUUUGCUUCCUUUUAGAUGAACCUACUGGUGGUCUUUUUUUCUUCUUUUAAAAUAAAUCUCCCUUGCUGCAUUUGACCAGGAAAAGAAAGCAUAUAUGCAUGUGCACCAGACUGUUAUUUUUAAGAUACGUAGCUCUAUAAAAUGCUAUAGUCAAAAGAUGGUAAAAUGUGCAAGAUUCUGGGUGUGUGUAUCCGUGUGUGUGUGUCCCUAUACACUCACACUCAAGCUGAACUGAACGACAGGCCUGCGCACUGGCCUGCACUUUAUCAUUUGGAUUUGUGCUGUUUAAUGCUCAGUAAAAUAUGCUUAAUAAAAGGAAUUAUGGUUGGCAGGA